Molecule: messenger RNA, 537 nt
Organism: Spirometra erinaceieuropaei
Lineage: Eukaryota; Metazoa; Platyhelminthes; Cestoda; Diphyllobothriidea; Diphyllobothriidae
Source: the annotation of a GenBank genome assembly
AUGCACCACCAAAACACUGAAAUGCCCUCCGGCCUGCCACCCUUGCCCUCACCUAAAACCAACAUCCCUAGCACAGCCGUCCGUAUUCAGUCUGUGGAUUCUGAGGAGGCUGUGGAGUCGGCCACUUAUUCGUCUGAAUUCGAGGAUGACGAUGAGAACGCUGGUGACUGUGGAACGGAACUAAGACUCAGAUCAGGCCCUGGCGACGGUUGUGCUUCUUCCAAGAGCGCCUGCAGCAGCGUCAAAGAGAAUUCCUACGGCGCAGACUUCCAGACCUCCUCGGGAAGCAGUGCCUCCGCUGCUACUGCUGCCGAGGAGCGGCAACGGGCAAACGCGGGGUACGUCGUGUCGCCACAGAUGGGUCGGGCUAUUGCCUGUCUGAGUCCAGUCGAAGGCGCGUGGAGGGCCCUCAGCGAUACGUGGCAACAACAGCAGGAGCGGUCUCUGCGCUCCCCCAUUGGCCAGACUGAGUCGAGCGAAAUUGGUAAGGAUCGCAAUAUUGUAGUGAUAGUGGUGAGCAUAUUGGGAUUCCCAUAG